UAACACUACCCAGGUUCACUAAUUUUAUCUGUUGUUUGAUAUCAUAGCUAGGUGAAGAGGAUCGCGACUUCCCCAGAUCCUCACAGCGCUCAGACAUUUUUAGAAGCUCGCGAUAUGAAUGAUCGUCUCUCGUGUGAUCCUUUUGGGCAGGAUCUAACGAAUAAGCUUUUUGGUUCCCGGCAAGUGCCGAAUAACUCAUCAAAGGCCCACAGCUAACAUGAAACGCAAAAAAUAAGUAGACGGCUCCGUUGCUGGGUAUAGUUAUAAGGAUGGCUUGGCUGCCUUGUGUUGAUACCAGCUAUGUGGGUGAUUUACGGCGUCUGAGCAGGCCACGUUACGCCCGCUUAAGAGCUCUCUCGCUUUAAAGGCACUAUCAUGGCUUCAACUCGAAACAUUUCUCCGGCCAAUUCAUCACAAGGAAAGCCUUCCACCCCUCCUCAAAAGUUCUUGCACAAAUAUAGCUACAAUCGUCUACUGGUUACCCUCCUCUUCCUCUUCUUCCUGGUAGUGCCAUGGGUUUUCUUCGCAGUCCUCAGCUUCAGGCCGAUCGGUGGCACAGAUUAUCAAGCAAAGUCAUGGCAAGAUGUUAGCGGCAACAUAUACGAGAGCGUGGUAUAUACGUCGAAUGCGUUGUAUCGAGCUUCUGACAUUUUUUACAUCAUAGCUGCUGUGUUGACCUUCCCCAUUCUAUCAAUGCUGCUCAACCAUGCCGCUGUCGUCGUUGUCCAGCGACGACACCCGAACCAGCGCGUGAAUGCAGCCCAGAUGCUAGCCCUAGCUGAUGCUCCAUGGUCGAGGCUGCCAUCGAAGCUUUCGAUUUCUCUGCCAAACACUCGCUUUGCUUGCGGGGGUAUUGCGCUAGUUGCCCUGAGUUUUCUUCAGCUGAUCCUGCAAUCGGCUCUGGUAACAUGGGAGGAGGUGCGAGUAGCGACUAAUCGCGAUGUGCCUAAUACAUUCGCAUCUAACGAGCACACGCGCUCCAGCUUCGUCGGAUACGAUUCUACCACUUACCGGAUGUCCCAUGUGCCAGCUUCUAUCGUGACCAAGGAAGUGGCCGCCAGACUGUCCACUGAGUCCAAGAACGCUGCUCAACCUCGGCUCUGGUACGACGGAGGGUCUGGCCCUGACUAUAACGGACUUCGCUAUGACAAUCCAUCUCUCUUCGCCGCGGCGUUCCCAACCAGCACUAACACCGGCGUAUUACGAUACCACGCUAUGCGCCUCAAUACCUCAGUCCAAUGCGACUUGGUUUCACGGGACAACUUUCCAGAGACUUGCCCUGGCCCCUUGCCAUUUCAUGGGAACCUGUCAUUACCGAGCCGUAGAGGGGAAGAUGACCCUGCUAUUGACACACCGGAAAUUAAUAUCAGCUGGUGUGUUCCGGGCAACUUCAGUGCAUCUCCCUGGCCGAGGAUUCGAGAUCGCCAGGAUAUCACCGAAGAGAUGUUCAUUGAUGUCUCACAGUCAGCGGAUUCUUAUUCAUACGGGGCUUUCAAUAGUUCCUUCACGACACGUUGCACUGCAAAUACGACCCGUGGAUAUUUCGAACUUCCGAAUUCUCACAACAAGUUCAUGCAAGGUCCCUUACUGGAGAAGUGGACCGAGACUGAUCUGGAUGGAACUUCCCGCGUUGCCAACGACGAGGCUGAUAACGUUGAGGAUUAUUUGUUUCUCGACUGGGACUACCUCAGCAACUUCCCGUACGGGAACAACCAUUCCCUCACACCAGGACCUCUCACAACAGCCAUGCUUUCCAUGCUUGGAAACGAAAGCUGGAUUGUACCGCUCCAGAACAUCACCGAAGGUUCCGACUCCGCCACCCUGCGUACAAUAUACAGAGACAUGUGCACCGGGGGCAUCCCCUUCUUAACCUGGGGAGAUUCCGCCAGGGGCUUCAAUUAUGACCAAGCAUCCUGCAUCCUCGACGAUGAAUCGCUCCAUUCGCCGCUGUACAGCAUCAAGUCCCAGACCUAUCACUGGUUCAGCAGUUUCAGCGACACAGGCGUCAGCGCCACACUCGCAGCAGCGACGUUCUUCGCCAACGAGGCGACGCUUACUCGAUCCAGCGAGCCACACGGUGUAUACAGCGGUGCCGGCGUCAUCUAUACCGCGCCGGGCGCGAUCAUGCACAAGCCGGUAAUCCCACUCGCCGCAUUGAUCGUGAUAUCAAUCCUCAUCGGCACAGAAGUCUUCGCAAUCAUAUUCCUCGUGAGUUAUAUAUCUCGCAAUCCGACGUUCACUAAUCGUCUUGAUGCUCUCGCCGUCGCGACUGUUGGCGCUCAGCUCUCGGCUGCGGGUGUGCAGUUGCCGCCUCUGCAUGAACCUCGUGAGGCGCGAUAUGAAAAACUCCGGGAACAUGAUGGUGUUAUUGGUCUUAGUCAUGGUAGCUUGACGGAUGAAGAGGCGGGUCGGCCUGGUCCGAGUGGGAAGAUGAGGAAUAUAGUUGCUAGUGAUGAAGAGCAACUUCAGAAAACUAUCGUCGUCGGGGGAAAUGGUCUCUUGAAGUAUUAGAGUAGGUAGUUAUAUUUGAGUGAAGGAUGGCAAUGGGGGGAUGCAGUUUAGGUGAAGUGAUCUGGACUGUAGGAGUAUAUUGUAGACCGCAAAAAUUAAGAUUUGAUGAAUAUAUUGAGACGC
This is a messenger RNA of Xylaria bambusicola, 2634 nucleotides long. RefSeq lists its product as uncharacterized. Lineage: Eukaryota; Fungi; Ascomycota; Sordariomycetes; Xylariales; Xylariaceae. The record is from RefSeq and is a predicted model, not a curated record. The coding region runs from base 376 to 2511 and encodes 711 amino acids. The transcript is spliced from 4 exons.